Linum tenue is the source of this 1905-nucleotide messenger RNA. Lineage: Eukaryota; Viridiplantae; Streptophyta; Magnoliopsida; Malpighiales; Linaceae. The record is from the annotation of a GenBank genome assembly.
CGCAAACGCCGCAGCAAUGUGGGAAUCGACCGCCGUCAGCCGAAAGCCGUAGGCGGCAAGCCAGUUCCAGUAUCAUCAGCAGCAAAUGCUCCACUGCCGACGGUUCCGAAUUCCGGCCCCACGUUGUCCCUCUCCCCUUAAAACCUCCCCAAAACCCUUAAACCCCAGAAUUUACCCCAACCUCCACAUUCUGAAACUCUGGGCAACUGGAUAGUUGGCUGCGGGAAAAUAAAUUCAACUUGGGGCUUGUGCGGGUUUUCCAAUUGGGGGAUCCAACAGAUGAAUGCGGAGGAAGAUGGAGGAGCUCCCAAUAGGGAGCUCUACGCCGUGCUCCAAGUCUCCCCUGAAUCCACCACCGAAGAAAUCAAAAGGGCUUAUCGCAACUGGGCUCAGGUUUAUCACCCCGACAAGUACCAAGACGUUCAUAUGAAGGAGACAGCAACUGAGAACUUUCAAAGGAUAUGUCAAGCGUAUGAAGUGCUAUCAGAUGAGACUAAAAGGCAGAUAUAUGAUAUAUAUGGUUUGGAAGGUUUGAGUGCCGGUUUGGAACUUGCAACAAGGACCAAUAGAGUCGAAGAGUUAAAGGAAGAGCUCGAGAGAUUGCGGCAGAAGAAGGAAGAAGAAAAGAUGGCAGCACAGUUCAUACCUUCUGGAAUAGUUGUGACUAAUCUGUCCUUGCCCCAGGUUCUGGAUGGUGAUGGCAUCAUGGCUGGAAUGGCUAUGUCUAGUCAAGUUAAUACUAGAUUGUCAAAGCAUACGAAUUUUGCAAUGGGUGGAAAUUUGGAAGUUAAUAACCAUGGUGCUGGUACAGCUGCUUCAACUGUACUUCGACAUCAGCUUUCUUCUGUUCAGUCGAUGGAAUUUCUUGCUCAAGUUGGUUUACAAUCGCUUAUUGGUGUACAAACAACUCGCUAUGUAUCUUCACAUUCAACCGCUACAAUUGGCAUCCGAAAGUCUUUGCAGGAUGGUUCAAUCAAUCUCUCUAAUACCUGGACUAGCCAGCUGUCUCCGACAACAAAUGGGAAUAUACAAUUUGUGCUGGGUGAUCAGUCAUCUGUUGCUGUCGGGUGGCAAAAGAAGGACGAUAAAAUGUCUGCAAGUGGAGAGUUGAAGGUUGGUACACGUUAUUUGGGGGCAUCUGCUCAUUAUGUUCAUCGCUAUUCCUCAGAAUCUCAUGCCCGUAUUGCUGGAAAGUACAACAGUACUACUCUUGAGGUUGAAGUUGGUGGUGGGAGGAAGAUAUCCGAUUUAACCACUGUCCGGAUGAUGUAUGUGAUUGGAAUUCAGGGCAUCUCUUGGAGAUUUGAAAUGCGCCGUGGGUCUCAAAAGUUAGUUAUUCCAGUAUUGCUUUCCACCUAUUUCGAUCCAGCGUUUGCAAUCGGAGCAUUUGUAGUUCCAACAUCUCUGUACUUACUGCUUGAGAAAUUUGUAGCUAAGCCUUAUUUACUUUGGAGGGAAAAGGGUAAAGCUUUAGAAGAUAAACAAAAAACUUCGGCACAGGUACGGGAGGCGAGAAUAUCCGCAGAGAAAUCUCAGCAAUUAUUACGAAUUGUGGCAGACAGGAAGAAGACCAAGCAAAUAGAAGCAAACGGGCUGCUCAUUGAUAGAGCAGUGUACGGAAGUCUGGAAGCAUUGCAAAAACAAGACGGGACAAUACCACAUGGCGACACAACAUCAGAAGAAUUCAUCAAUGUCACAGUUCCUCUAAAUUUCUUGGUCAAUGAUUCCGGGCAGCUGAAGCUUCACAAGGGCGUGAAGAAGUCGGGGAUAAUGGGAUUCUAUGAUCCUUCCCCUGGAGAACCAAAGCAGUUGCUUGUUGAAUACACUUACCGGGGCCAAAAGUUCAAGGUGAUUGUCGAUGAUUAUGACGAGUUGUUAAUCCCCCAGCAUGCUCAUUUAGUCUGA